Molecule: messenger RNA, 528 nt
Organism: Bathycoccus prasinos
Lineage: Eukaryota; Viridiplantae; Chlorophyta; Mamiellophyceae; Mamiellales; Bathycoccaceae
Exons: 1
Coding region: 1-528 (175 amino acids)
Biological process (GO): mitochondrial respiratory chain complex I assembly
Cellular component (GO): mitochondrial inner membrane
Source: RefSeq, a predicted model, not a curated record
AUGACGACGACGCGAAAAGCCCGCUGCUUUGCCACGUCGUCAAUAUCAUCAGCAUCUUCUCCUUCUCCACCACCUCCCUCGACGGUAUCCACUCGCGACCCGUCUUCGUUCCAUUUAUUCGACGACGAUUCAGACGACGCUGAAGUGGAAAAGAACUUCCGCAUCGACGCGCACACCGACGAGUGGUUUGAAAUCAACCGAGAGGAACUGCGAUCGUCCAUUUUCGUGCACAAAAACUUCCGCGCGCUGUGGAAACCUCUCAAAGUGGAAGAUAUUUCCAUGGACUCGCUUAUCUACGCGAAACUUUUAGAGGAAACGCCGGACGUGAUUUUGUUCGGGACGGGGAAAACGCUGAAGCAAGUUCCCGAGGAAAGCUUGAAGUGGGCGAGGAAAAUGGGCAUGGCGGUGGAGGUCAUGGACACCGCGAAUUGCGUGGCGACGUUUAACGUGUUAGUAGAGGAAGGGAGGAACGUGGCGUGCGGGAUAUUAUUGAGUGGUGGUACUCGCGAAGGAGGUGGAAACGAGUGA